Messenger RNA from Cutaneotrichosporon cavernicola, 3459 nucleotides. RefSeq lists its product as uncharacterized. Bases 1 to 3459 code for a protein of 1152 amino acids. The transcript has 4 exons. The record is from RefSeq and is a predicted model, not a curated record. NCBI's taxonomy places the organism in Eukaryota, Fungi, Basidiomycota, Tremellomycetes, Trichosporonales, Trichosporonaceae.
AUGGCGCCGGCCCUCUCUCGCGAGCUUAUCGCCGUCCUCACCUCUCCACAAACAACACUAAACCAAGCCGCAGAUGCCAUUGAAGAGCAUAUCAUGUACAGGCGCGCCAAGGGCGACACGCUGCUUGGCGUGGCCAGCAGCCUGCAUAGCAUGGAGAGCAGAUCCGCCCGUCUCGCCCCGGCAAUCCGCCAGGCGCAGUAUGCGACUAACGUCCCACCAUCGGCGGACCUGAACGCGCCUGUAGGGAGCGGAUCGCUUGCCAGCGCAUCAACAACACCGCAGGCAGUCCUCAACUACCUCCUGUCGUCCCCAGCACCUUCCCUUCUGACAGCUCGCAAAGUGAUCCUCGAGUAUGUGCUUAAUCGGGAAGCACGGCUGCGUGAGAAGAAGCACGGCAUCGGCGGCAAGGGCACGCUUGGGCGAGACGGUUUCGAAGAGAUCGGAGCCCGCCUUGGUGAAAUCGAGGACGGGUUGCGCGGCACAGGUGUGCUCGUUGGUGCCCACGCCGCAGCCGUGCCUGCUGUUCCCGACGAGGAGCUUGACGACCCCCGCAAAAUGGGCCUCGCCCUUAUUCUCUCCCUCCGGAUGCUCUUAUCGUACUUUACCCUCCCUGACCUCGCGCGGCAGCUGCUACUCCAGCAUCCAACGGACGCAGAACGAACAUUGGUUCAGCACAUCCGUCGGCGCCUUCCGGGAGAAGGGCGAUACAAUGUCGGGCGCGAGCUUGAGUUUGUUGAAAGUCUGACGCUGAACCGCCGGCCUGCGCUGCGGCCCGCAUUCCGCUCUGCUCGAGCGCGUACGUAUCUUGCGGACCGUGCCCUAUACCCGAUCUCGUUGCCUGCGCCCUCCAAAUCGGCGUGUAUCAAGCUCCUCGCCGCGUUUAUUCGCGACGUUGACGAGGCUGGCCCGAACGCUGCACAGUCGUACAUGCAGGCGCCGCCCCUAAGUCACACCUUUUCUGUCACUGGCGGGUCACCCAGGGAAACCUCGUCCAGCGCCGGAUACCGCAUGAGGAAGGCUACGACUGGAUCACCAAUAUCGACUCACACGUUGUCACCAGGGUCCCCAUCCAGAACGUCUCAUCUCCCAUUGCCGCAUGAUCCUUCCCCACUGGAGAGCUACGCUCUUGAGCUCAUCUCCGAGUUUGUGACGCGCGAGAAGCGCGAUUACAUGCUCAAGAACAAGUGGGUUAAGACGGGGCGUGAGCACCUCGGCAAAGACAUCGCCGACAUGGAGUCGAUACUGUGUGUCGUGGGCAAAUCGUACCCCGGUCCGCACGCACCUAGUCUCAUGCCGAUAUUCCUCCAAGUUCGCCGAACGUUCGCGCUUCCGCCUACGUCUCUAGCGCAGAAGAUCGUGGAGCCAUUCUACGACAUGCUCCAAUCCCCUCCUGACCCAGACUCGGUUCCCCUGCGUGAGCCGAGCGUGAGUAGCACGACUGCGUCGCUCUACGUCAACCCACGUCUUCCAGACGCCGAUGCUCUGGAUCUCAUUGAGGAACUUCUUGAGAAUGAGCGGGAGAAGGGUAUCAACGCCGAUGUCACGCACGAGAAGACAAUCGCUUGGUUGGAGGGAUUGAUCGGCCAGAUGGUCAAGAGGUUCCCUGAUGGCUCGUAUGAGACUGUCUUUGACCAGGCGAGAUACCUGGCGGCGCAUCCUCGUGUGUGGCCUGACGCAGCCAAUUCCAGUGCCAACCCCGAACACCCACUGAUGGCUGGAAGCAGCGGAGGCGAGUUCAAUCACCGCCGCUCCAAGUCGUCCGCCCUCCCAUCGCCAGACACGCCUAACAUGCCAAGGUUCAGCCAGGAGACGAUGUCCAGUGUAGGUGGGCAUAAGAGGUCGGCCAGCAUGCCGAUGGGCUCUGGCUCGGUCACGGACGAGGGCUCGCGUCAGUCGGCGAGACUGUCGUCGGUUGGCAGCGAGACCAGCUACAACCACUGGGCUCCAAUAGAGGCGCAAAGGGCGGUCGCGUCGCCCCCGAUGUCGCCAAGUCAGGACGUCACCGAGGAGAGCUUGCACAAAGGGGCGCACGAAGGAGUCACCAACGGCAUCGAUAUGGAAGGGCUUGGGCUAUUGGGCUUUGCUGCGUCAAGCUCGGUCACCCGCGCCAACGCUCCGCCAAUGCUCAACCUGUACGUUCCUGGUCCCGAGCUCGACAUAGGGUCAUCGCUGGACACUCCGUCGCCCCGACAACCGAUGAGUGGCGGUGGCAUGUCGAACAAGUCGGGGUCGAGCGGCAACGGCGGCUGGUGGGAUGUCAUCUCGCCCACUUCCGGGUCGCCGGGCGCUCCGAAGGUUUGGGAACAACCCAAGAGCCCGUCUGGACGAUCCUCUCUGAGCCCAACCGGUCUAAGACACGACCUGAGUGCAUCGACUGCUUCGUCAUUGGCGCCACCGCCACAGGCUAUAGCCGAGGAGGUGACGUCGACAAGCACACCGCCCAAAGCCCCGCUCCCUGGCGACUCGCCAAUGACGCCGCAGAUGGAGGCCCGCAUCGCCAUGUUAAUGAAUCCGGAGGUUGACGUCGAUGCGACUCCCAAGGCGCCCGCAGAAAUGCCGCGCAUGCAGAGGCCGGAGAUGUCGACAGCGGCCAUGGAGGCACUGGCUAAACUCGAGGGCGUGCAGCUGCACGACGAGUCGUUGGCCAAGUUGGAAGGAGCGCACAAGACGAAGCCGUCUGCGGGAUCAAUUGCCAUUCCCGAGUCGAAGGUCGGGGGCCAGAGCGCGGAGCGCGCUGAGCCGAAAGCGAACCCUUCUUCUUCGUCCAAGUCGUUCAAGGAAUCGCCUCCUCCGGUGCCCAAGCCCCGCCCCCCGACCCCCGAGGACGACCUCUACGCGCGUCUAGACUUUGUGCCCAUGGACUACAACCCGAUGCACAGCAAGCCAGUGUCGCGCCAGGCUGGACCGGUGUGGCCGAACAAGAUGUCGGAGGCGGACCGCCUUGCGCGCUCGAAUACGAAGCGCUCGCCUGCGAGCGCAAAGCCGAACGGAGGAUCGCCCGUGUGGCCGCGACGUAAGCCAUCAGACGCUCACGCUCUGGCACUUCAGACCGUCGGGGAGUCUGGCGACUCGAGUGGGCCUGCUAGUGCCCCGAUAAGAAGCUCAGAUGCUCCCUGGCACAGUGAGGAGCACGGCUCGCUCGCACAGUCGGCAACUCAGGGCAAGCGCCCCUCGCCGUCGCCAGGCAGCAGCCGGGCUGCCCUCCCGAGCGCGAGUGGUACGACGCGUCGCUCGCAGGAGGCCCAACGCGACUCUGCCGACGGCGCCAAGUCCAAGUUUGGCGCGUUCCUGAACAGAAGUAUGACGCGGCGUGAGAAGGAGAAUACAGUCAACUCGUCGACGCUCUUGCAUCAGCAGAGCCGGCGCGGUACGCCGCCCGUCGCCAACAAGCCGGGACAGUGGAACCGUGACAUGGUGGCGGGUAUUAUGGGCCCGCCAGCCGAGCGUCGGCAGGUUUAG